Messenger RNA from Microthlaspi erraticum, 660 nucleotides. The record is from the annotation of a GenBank genome assembly. NCBI's taxonomy places the organism in Eukaryota, Viridiplantae, Streptophyta, Magnoliopsida, Brassicales, Brassicaceae.
AUGAUAGAUGUCUGUGAAGGUACAAUAGAACUGAACCUUGGAAAAGACCUAAAGAUGAAGUUUGACAUCAAGGAUACAAUGAGGAAGCCAACAAUAGAAGGUCAACUCUUUUACAUUGAAGAAAUGGAUCAGUUGGCGGAUGAACUUUUGGAGGAAGUGUCUUUGGAAGACCACUUGCAAGUUGCUCUCACCAUGGAUCAAUCUGAAGGGUAUCUGCAUUCAGAAACUGAGGAGUAUUCUAGGCUCCUUGACACUUUCAGACCGGUUCCGAACAUCUUUUGCAUUGAGGAGUUAGACGAGCCGCUUUGUGAAGUUCUGGCAGUGAGCUCGACCGAGAACUCGAUCGAGUCAGGGAAUGAACAAGCAAGCUCGAUCGAGCUAGACAUCGGAUGCAAGGAACAAGCUCAAGGAGAUUGGUCUGAACUCAAGGCACCUAAGGUGGACCUCAAACCUUUGCCCAAGGGCCUCAGGUACUUUGGGGAGCUUUGGAGCCAAUUGGGAUUAUGGAGUGUUGGAGACGUCAAAGCAGAGAGCAACCAGGAUGUCAACCAGGAUCAGGAAACCCGAUUCUCGCCUUGUAAGCUUUCCUUGACCAAGAAGGGAGUUGACUUUAGUCAAGACAUAUCAAGACUAAGUGAAACGCCGAGUUUUGAAGCCUAA